Molecule: messenger RNA, 10291 nt
Organism: Harmonia axyridis
Lineage: Eukaryota; Metazoa; Arthropoda; Insecta; Coleoptera; Coccinellidae
Product: apolipophorins-like
Exons: 32
Coding region: 59-10108 (3349 amino acids)
Biological process (GO): lipid transport
Molecular function (GO): lipid carrier activity
Source: RefSeq, a predicted model, not a curated record
UCAUAAACUAUACUAUAAAAGAAUUAUCUCUGGCUUUUAGCGUCAGUUAUGGUCAGCUAUGGCUCAACAUAGAAAGAGCUGGGGGUCAUACACCCUAGUUUUUGUGCUUGUGUUGCAGUGCGCUUUAGCUAUUGACAAUUGCAGAACUGGAUGUGCCAAAGAUUCUGGACUUUUAAACCUCAAACCCGGAACUACUUACAAAUAUGAUUACGACGGCAAAAUAAACAUCCAACUAUCUAGCGCAGAAAACCAACAAACGUCCACAGAAGUAAAGGCUCAAGUUCUUUUGACUCAACAACCUGAUUGCAGCCAAAUUCUGAAACUGCAAAAUGUUCAGAUUAUUGGACCCGAUGGAAAAAAACGUGUUGGUAUUCCUGAUGUCGAGAAACCCAUUGUCUUGAACAGCAAUAAUGGAGAUAUCAGCGAAUUCAUUUGCACCGAGAAAGGGGACACCCAAAACUCUCUCAACAUCAAGAGAGCCAUUGCCUCACUUUUCCAAACCAAUCCAAAUAAGAAUUCAGAAAUUGAUGUUUUCGGCCAAUGUCCAACCCAAAUAUCUAAAACUCAAGAGGGCGAUGUUGUUACCAUUACUAAAUCGAAGAAUCUCAACAAAUGUGCCUUCAGAGAAUCUAUCACAAAUAGCUUCCUGAGCUCUGCGUUCGAUAUAAACAGUAAAGUUCAUUCAAGCCCAGUACUUGACUCUUACUUAAAUAUCAAGCAGAAGAUCAAGGCAGGAGUUUUAGACUCCGCUAACGUCGUCGAGAAUUACCUAUUUGUUCCUUUCUCAGUUGGUCAGAGCGGAGCCAAAGCUACUGUUGAAUCUAACCUUGUACUGACUGGAACAGGACAUGACAAAUCAUCAACCAAAUGCCAAGUACCCAAGUCCAUCAUCUUCGAGAACCCUCAUCCUGUCAAUCUACAGAAGACAAACGUGAACGUCAUUCUCAAGAAAGUCAAAGAAAUUUCCGAAAAACUUCAAACCAACGUUGAAGACUCGACAGCCAUUCAAUUCAUUGAUUUGGUGAAACUUCUCAGAGUCAGUAAGAAAACAGAUAUAUUGUCUGUUUACAACCAAGUGAGGUCUGGUGUCGGUUUCUCCGAUAAAAAUGGUGCUAAAAAAAUCUUCCUCGAUGCAAUUUUAACUGCAGGAAAUGGUGAUACUAUUCAAGUCGCUAUUGAACUUUUGAAGAACAAGGAACUUGGUGUUAUCGAAGAAAAACAAUUGUACUUUGGUCUCACAAGAGCAAGGCAUGUAACCGAGGCUUCUGUUAAAACUGCAACAGAUCUCUUGAAUAGGCCUAAUUUACCACGUGAAGCAUAUCUUGGAAUUGGUGCUCUUGCAGGAAGAUACUGUGCCCAUCACUCAUGCGAAAAUGUAGAUGUUAUAAACAGAAUCAUUCAGAAGUUCUUGGGUAAAUUGGGAGAUCUCAAAGCAGCCAACAGAAAAGAAGAAAGUGAAAUGAUCUUUGUCCUCAAAGGUCUAGCUAAUAUUGGAUACCUCAACGACGCUGUUCUCUCCAAACUUGUCUCUUUGGCUGAAGAUAAAAAACAACCAAUUCGCCUGAGAGUUGCUACGUUAGAAGCAUUUUCAGCUGCUCCAUGCAAAGAUAAACUGAGAGAUAGCGCCUUGAAAACUUUGAAAGACAUCCAACAAGACUCUGAAAUCAGAAUUAAGGCUUACCAAGUUCUGGCACAAUGUCCAAAUGACAAAAUAGGAAAUGCCAUCAAAGUUCUUCUGGAGAAUGAACCAAGCAACCAAGUUGGCGGUUAUAUUGCUUCUCACAUCAGGAACAUCAGAUCGUCAGCUAAUCCUGACAAAGCGUUGGCCAAGACUCAUCUAGGAUUUAUACAUACCCCAUCCAGAUUCGUGGUAGAUCCAAGAAAAUACUCAAUCAAUGGUGAAUUGUCACACUCUGUUGACGCCUUGGGUGUUGCCAACACCGCCGAAGGAGACAUUAUUUACUCUCAAAAUUCUUGGUUACCGAGAUCAGCAGCAUUAAACCUAACAGCUGAAGUUUUCGGACAAAGAUUCAACUUCUUAGAAAUCGCUGCAAGGCAAGAGAAUUUGGACAAAGUUCUGGAACAUUAUUUAGGACCUCAGGGUGUUCUCCGUAAGGCUACUCUUCAACAGAAUUGGGAUAGUGUUUCCAAACCAGUUCAAAGCAUUCUCAAGAAUUUGAAGGAAAAAGUGGAUAAAUCUUUGAGAGCUCGUCGUGAUGUUUCUAAAGCUGAGAUCGAUGAAAUCAACAAAAAGGUCCACAUUCAAUCCAAUGAAUUAGACAAAAAUUUCGAUUUGGACUUGAGCAUCAAAAACUUUGGAUCUGAGAUCAUUUUCAUGAGCUCAUUCGACCUUACUGAAAAAUUAUCUAUCCAAAACGUGAUUGACAAUCUAAUCAAAAAACUGAAUGAAGGAUUGGAUAAUCUGAAGAGCUUUGAGAAAACUUUGAGAGCUAAUUUGUUAUUGCUUGAUGCUGAAUUGUCGUACCCAACCUCCCUUGGAUUUCCUUUGAGACUUGGACUUGAUGGAGCUUCAAACAUUCAAAUCAAAGCAGAAGGAAAUAUUGAUGUCCGUGAUCUUUUGGCAAAGAGUGAUGGUAACGAUGUUAACUUCAAACUAUCUCUUAUUCCUAGUGCAACCAUCACUAUCGUCGGAAGAUUCAGUUUGGACACCCCUCUCUUAGAAAAUGGGCUCAAAGUUGCCUCAACUAUUCACACUUCCAGCGGGGGUCAAUUGAUAGUUAACACCUUCAAAGGUGGUUUAGGUUUGGACGUUAAAUUCACAACGCCCGUUGAGAAACAAGAACUCAUUGGUUUCAAACACGAAAUAAUCUUCCAAAGCAAAGAAAACGGUGUUACCCUCCACAACCAACGCCUGAAAUUCUCACAGAAUAAGGAUUUCUCCAUCUGUAUUGACCACUUAGUAAAUUAUGUCGGUUUGGAAUUCUGUGCUGAUAUCAAUGGGCCCAAUUUAUCUGGAAAGAAGGUGCCAAUACUUCCAUUCCCAUUCUCAGGAGAUGCCAAAGCCAGUCUCAGAAUUGAAAGAGGAGACAUCGAUACCUUCCAUUAUAGAAGGGAAUUCAUUACUGGCAGUAAAACUGGAAUCGAAGCAAUUCUCGAAACUUAUGGAAAAUCAACAAAGGGAGUUAGCUUGAAAGUAGAAGGAUACAUUGCACCAGAACAAUACCUCAAAGUCAAUUUCAACUCUCCCAUAAAGAAUGGUGAAGCCGAAGCCCGUAUAGUAUCUAACAAUAAAGAAAAACUGAUUUCUGCUUAUGUUAAGGAUGAAGUCAGUGUAUACUCCGCUAAAGCCGGCAUUACCAUCGAAGGUGGUGGUGAUAAGGUUAUUUAUAAGCCAAUUCUGGCAUACACCACCCCUGGGAAAAAUGGACCUCAAGUUCCACCAUUCCAUGUGGAAGGUAAAAUCAUAGCUGAACAUAAGGGCAGUGAUGUCAAAUAUCACUUCGACAAUCUGAAAUUGGUCAUCCCGGGCAAGAAAGACAUAAGUGUUAAUGGUCUUAUCGGAAGUGAUGGACCUGGUUACCAGGCUGAUGUUACAGUUUCUGAUGGAAGCAAUUCUGCAACAGUCAAAGGACAUCUCAUUGCCCAACCUCAUUUGCUCAAGCUCGAUGCUCAACUGAAAAACUCACUAAAUCCAGAUCUCAAUUUUAAUUUCAAGGGUGAAUUCAAGAAAAAUAAGGACCUUGAACUGAUCUCUAGUAACAUCCAACUCACCCAUGGUGCUGACCUCAACUCUAAAACUAAAACUUUAACCUUAGUCAAUGUGUUCAGCUUGAAAAAUAUUGGCAAAGAUGCCCACCUUAUUACCAAGAAUAAAGUUACAUAUCCUCUUUUGAAAAUCAAUGCCAAAUUCGAUUUGGAAAGGACUACCAAGUCAUUGGACUACAACACACUUCUACACUAUGGCGAAAUCAAACUUGGAUCCGAACUGAAGAUCCACAUCAAUGGCAAACAUGUUGGUGACUAUCAACUGGAAUUCAAAGCCAAUGGUUUGAAGAACCACAUUGAAGUAAAAUCUUCAAGGCAGGUUGUAACCAUAGAUGAAUCAAAGAUUGCCAACUCAAUCUCCUUGAAUGGAAAGAAAUUGGAGGUCAGCGGUAAGGUUAAACACCGUGUUAAACCACAUGAUAUCAAUGUUGGGUCUGAUUUGAUGAUCAAAAUACCAAACAGCAAAACUCCAUACAAGCUUAAUGAAGGAUGCAGAAUUACCUCGAAAGAUGUAGAAAUCUACGUUAAGCUCCUUUCUGGAACUAGUCCAUUGGUUGAUACCCUUUUAAAGGCUAACAAUGUUGGAAACGUGAAUGGCCAUAUCAAGGUUGAUUUUAAAGAAAUUCUUCAUAUAAACGGAAACAUCAAAGCUCAAAAGGGAGUAGGAAAUGGAAAUAUCUUGGUAGAUGCAAAAUCUUUCAAGAAAUCAGCUAAAUUAGAAACGUCUUUCAAUAUCCAUAGCCCAUCUUAUAAUGUAGACAUAACAUUAUACCCAGUUUUCAACGUAGACAAAAACAAGAAAAUAUCUCUAUCUACCAAGAAUAAAUUCACCGGACUGGACCUCGAUUCUUCAUCUACAUUGGAUGUGCUUGGUAGUAAAAUUAUCCUGAACGCUAAAGCUCAUCUUGGCAAUCCAGUUAACGGAAAAACUCUGGUAGAUGUUGAUCUCACCCUUCCAUCUCAACAAUUUUUGGCUGGAAAAAUUGUUCGUGAGGCUUCUAACAACAAUGGUUUGAUGAACAUUGACACCUUAAUCUCCCUGGAACAAAGAGAUGCAAAGACUGCUCCCGGACGUAAAAUUGUAGUUAAAGGAAUCGCUAAGAAUAGCAACUUCAAAGAAGGAAUCUUAGAUUUGACCAUAAAUGUAAAUGCUGAUGAUUCCAAAGGUCGCAAUGGCAACGUCGACCUAACUAUCAAGAGAAAGAAGAUUGGAGACAAAUGGAAUGUCGAUAUAAAUAACAAAAUAACUGGUUCUUUAUUGAAGCAUCCAAUAGAAACCGUAUUCAAUGCCGAAUAUGAAAUCUUAGCAGGAAAUUUCAAAGUGAAAACAAGUGCUUGCCCAAAAAGCUAUAUUCAAGUACAAGGAAAAUACGAUCUUUACGGCAAGAAGAAUCCUAUUUCUGGAGAAGUCAGCUUUGAAGUUGGAACACCACUUGAAAUCCUAUCCAACCUAAAAACCACCCAAGCUUUCAAGAUUUCAAACCUUGAGUCGAAUCCUGUUUCUGCGGAAAUUUCUGGUUCCCUCAAAACAGUCAGCUCCAUUCCACAUUUGAACAUCGAUACCAAAGGAAAUCUCAAGAUUGAAGGAAACAAAAAUGUUGGCAAUAUCGAGUUUGAUGCUCAGUUGAAUAAGCCUGUUCAAGUAUCCCUCACUGGCUCUGGAAACUUCAAUAUUGACUGGAUAAAACAAGCUGGAACUAUUAAAGGAGAUUUUAAGGCUGUUCUUCCACAGCAAAAGAUAAUUCAAGGAAGUGCACUUCUAACGAGAAGCGGUCCCAAGGCUUAUCAUCUAGAAGCCAGCGUACAACUACCAAUUGAAAAUCACAAAUCUAAUAAAUUAAUAGUAGAUACUAAACACGAUGGAAAGGACAUCAGCAGUCAAGUCCAACUGAUAUCUGAUGGGCGAAAAUAUCUAUUAAAUACUGAACUCAGCUUAAAUGAGAAAGCACCAAGUAUAAGUUUGAAAUUAGUUCAGCCUGAUGGAAAAAUCAGUGAAGUCAGUGCAAAUAUAAAUAGGCCUAGCAAUUCCAGAGUUUCGGCAAACCUAAAGGUGUUAUGUGAAUGCAAGAAUUACCUGCUCCAAGUUGGUUUAGAUGUAAAUACCGAGAGUACAGACAAUUUCUACUUCCAAGUUACAGCCAAUUCACCCAACCUUAACAUCAAUGACAUCCUCGUGAAGAUUGGCAGUACUACAGGAAACAACAACUUGGACGUUUUGAUCACAUCAGCGGGAAAGAAUAUUGUUUCUGGAAGCGCGACAAUAUCAUCACGUCAAGAGCAUGGAAAAUUGAUCAUAGAAGGAUCCGGAAACUUCAAAUUGAAAGAUAAGAAUCAAUCAGGAAACUUCAAAUACAUCAGAACUUCCCUGACUACCGAUAAAAAUGGGGAAACUGGCGAAGAGAUAACUUUUGAUGCCACUCUUGGAAACAAAGCACUUGAUGCAGAGCUAAAACUGACAAACAAAGAAUUCAGAUACUUGAAUUCUUACUGCGAGGAAUCAAAACAAUGCGCUCAUAUCGAAGUCAAUGCGAAGACAGAAGUUAAUGAUCUCGAACAUUUCAACAACCAAAUCGAAGUUACCAUCGAUCUUCGUGCCUUAGGAGUACCAAAUGAGUUUGGACUUAAGGCAGUCACCAAAAGAGACAAGUUUGUUUUAGACCAUACUGUAGAUAUUCACUUCGAAAACGCUCUUAAUAAAUAUCAAUACAGCGUUUAUAUCCAUCCAAAACAAGCUGGUAUCUCUUUGACAACACCUAAGAGAACAAUCGCACUAGAAGCUAAUGGAGAUGUAGAAGAUUUCAGCCUUCAUGAAGGAGGUAAAGCAAAUGUAGAGAUCGCUUUCUACACAGACAAGAAGAAUAAACCAAACUCUAAAUCUUUACUCAAGGGUCUCAUCAAUAUAAUUAUACCAAAGAAACACAUUGACGCAGAGCUGAGUUUGAUUCUCAUUGGACAAAACAAGCCUCUUAGCAUAAAAUAUACCAAAGAUGCUAAACAAGAAGGUUUUGCCUCUCAAGGCUCUGAAAAUCUCAUCCUGGAUAUAUUUGCUGUUUCAGAAAAAAAAAUUGUUAUUUCUCAGCAAUAUUCAGCCAAAUUCACAAGAGAAACUUAUAAAUUCGAAGGCGAUUAUUCACUGACUGCCAAAAGCACAGGAUUAGGCAUCGAUAUAAGCGUGAAGAGAAAUGCAUUAUUCGAUCCCAAAUCUUUCCUUGCUAGCUUUGAGAGUUCUAGCACUUUCAUUAUAAAGAAAAUAAGACACGAUUCAAUCCUUAAGCUCACAGCAACACCUAAAAAUAUAAACGUCUUGCUGAAACUCCUUGACAAGAUCAUUCUUGAGGUUAAUUCUGAUAUCCUCAUACAGAAAGGACUAAUCACGUCCCACACUCUCAUCACAGGUCUUGGACUCAAACCUGUAGUAUCGAACCUGGAAAUUAUAGACUACAACACAAUCAAAUUAACGGUAUUCUUGAAAGAUGAUGAAAAUACUAAACUAUUAGUCAGUGCCGCUUUGAUACCUGGACAAAUUGCCGAUGCUCGGGCUAAUUUCGUGAAUGGAGGAGCUAAAAAAGAACUCUUCCAUGCCACCCUCCAACUCGAUGAAAAAAAUUUCCUCCACCCAGACUAUGCUUUCAACAACAACAACAUACAAGAAUUCGCAGCUAAGGCUAGAGAAGUUUCAGAAGUAGAGUUGAAACAACUGUCGGUGAACAUCAAGGAAGGGUCACAAGUACUCACUAAUGACCUGAAACAGGCAGUGGAAAUUGUUAAGGAAACCAUACCUGAUGCAUCGAAAACGCAACAGUUCUACCAAUCAGAGUUGAACAAAAUAAAGGAAGAAAUAACUUCUGACAAAUCUUUGGUACACUUUGUUGAAAUUCUGAAAAAUACCAUCAACGUUUUAGUGUCAACCAUAUCUGAGAUCAUCACUGAUGUGAGCCUUAUCGCAGAGAAGGUUUGUGCUGCUCUUAAUGGUGCUUUCUCAGGAACUAUCCAGACCAUCCAAACAAAAAUCCUCCCCAAACUGAAGGAAAUUUCAGAAGAAUUGGCUUCAGCGCUCAAAGAUAUCAAAGACAAAUUAUCUGAUAUAAUUUUCACUUUAAUUAGUAAAGCUACUGAAAUCGUCGAGAUUAUACAACCACAGCUCAAGGCUAUCGCUGCCACAUUAUCAGAAGUAUCUGAGGAAAUACAGAGAUUUAUUGUCAAGUCAUACGAGAGCAUAAAAGCCGCUAUCUUAGAAGAAAUCCAACACAUCAAGGAUGAAAUCAAAGCUUCCCCUCUCAUUGCUAAGAUUAAAACUCAAAUCGACGUUAUCAUAAAGGAAGGGCUACCCUCUCAAGAAAUCAUAGUCAACACUCUCAAAGCUGCCGCUGGGGCUAUGAAAGAAUUUGUUGUUAUUCCAGAGUUCCAGAAGGUGGUUGAACUGAUUGAGGAAUAUCUUGAGAAGAAAAUAACAAACAAGCCUGUAGACGACGUUCAUGAGAUAGAAAAAAUUGUGAGGGUCUCCAUCCAGGGUCUGCAGAAGUUGACAUCAGCUUUCACCAAAGAAAUUAUUCCUGAUAUCUCCAACAAAUUUAGAGUCCCUUCAAUCAACCUUGGACUCCUGAACAGAUUCAGACUAGAAAACGGCGAUAUCAAGAUUUCUGCUGUUGAUUAUUUAUUGAAAGAAGAUACCAAGCCCCUGCUCAAGUUCUUAUUGAGACUUGUUUUCGUACCAAAGGACUUCCUAAUUCCAAGACCAUUGUUUGGAGCAAUAUCGUCAGAGGUGUUCACAUUAGACGGUAAAGUCUUCAGUUUGCCUCGAAGCUGUAGUUUCCUCCUUGCAAAUGACGCUGUAAAUGGUAAUUUCACAGUCGUUGCCGAGCGUACUAACAAGAAAUUGACUGCAGUUACGUUCAGUGAUAAGUCUGCAACAAUAACAUUCAAAGCAGGAAAGAUUCUGUUGAAUAAUGUUGAAACUGAUCUUCCUAUCGAGAAAGGAGGUGUACACGUACACUACUUGCCAAGUAUGUAUGUACUCGAAAGUCCAGUGGGUGUGAAAGUCUUCUGUUCCUUGACAAUGGUAGGAUGCACUGUUCAAAUAUCUGGUUUCUAUCAUGGACAACUUAGAGGGUUGUUUGGAAACGGUAACAACGAAGAAUUCGACGAUUUCAUCCAACCAAAUGGCAAAAUCACCAGCUCUGCAUCAGAGUUUGUGUCUUCGUACGCCCUAGGCAAGCAGUGCUCAAAUGUAAAAUCUUUAGAGGGUAAAGACGCCAAGCCUGAUCCGAGAUGUGAGAAGUUAUUCAGCUGGGACUCUCCAUUGAGCAUUUGUUAUCCAUUCGUGGACCGCAACGUGUUCAAAAGAGGUUGUGAAGUUGCUCUUGAAACUGGAAACAACGAGAAUGUUCUCGAAACCUAUGCAUCCCACUACACAUAUGCGUGUUGGAAAGAUAACAUUCCAAUGAAUACGCCCCCUGAACAUGACCUGAAAUGCAAAAACUCUUUAGUACCACACAAUACCGGUGAGAAAUUCCAAGUAAAACUUCCAGGGAAAUCAGUUGACAUUUUACUAGUAGUCAAUACGGAUAAAAGCAGUGAAAUUUACUACAAAGAAUAUAUACAACCUUUAGUCGGUAAACUGACCGACGAAUACAAAUCCAAAGGAAUCACCGAUUUAACCUUCCAAAUACUGACAUAUGGAGGUGAACACGAAACAACGACCUAUGUUACUGUCAACAGCAAAACAUCCUUCAAGGGUAACGCACCUAACCUCAAAUUCUCAGAUAAGCCGAAACCUUUCAAACUUGUAACUGGUAUUCAUGAUAUUGACUCAGUAGUAAGGCAUAUUGCUGUGGCAUUAACAGAAUUGAAAGUUGCUAUCGGAGGACAUCUUCCCUUGCCUUCUCAUUUGGAAGGCGUAACGUAUCCAUUCAGAGCUGAGGCUUCCAAACAUAUCGUCUACUUGUCAAAUGAACCAUGCCCAUACACUUCCUUUAUCACUCUGUUAUUGGCACGUUUACCAGUGGAAAUAAAGAAUGAGCUCACUUUGACUUACAUUUCCCCACUUAACUUGAAGACUAAGGACUCAAAGACUACGAAAGAAAUCAUAGGAUUCAACUCGAAGAAAGUAUAUACUCUCUCCAAUCCAUCUGGAACAUCCCAGUUGAACGAUGGAUUAAUUUACGAGAAUAUCUGCGCUGACCAAAUCGUUGCGGUUGGCGGUAGCAAUUUCGUUGGAGAGAACUUGUUGGCCAAUAAGAACGACAAACAGAAGAUACUGGACAUAAUAUCAAAGGAUAUAGUAACUCAGACUCUUGAAAAUGAAGUAGUUGUCGAAUGUACUUGUGGCUACUCCUACCUCAAUCUGUUCAUUCCUCAAAAUAGGUGCAGAGGUCUCAGAUAAGUUCAGAAAAUAAUUUUCGAUAUUAUAUGCCAAUAUCAACAAAGUAUUCAGUCCACACAAAUGUAUAUUGCAAUAUCUACAAGAAAGUAUUCAUGCUUCACUUGACUGUUAAGAUUGACACAUAUAAUAUAGGUUACGAAUGUUUGAAUUUUAUAUUUUAUAAUAAAUAUUAUUUACAAUAAA